CAGGAUAGCAUGAAAUUGCAAAUUUUUAUUAAAGUUUAGUUCAGUCUUUUUUUUUAACCGAGAUGAAAGCUGUAUUUUUGUUGCUGGUUGUAAAGGUUGUGUCCAUACAUGGACAUGGUUUUCUAAUGGACCCUCCUUACAGGGCUUAUGCCGCGGGACACACCACACCCCAAGGAAUGAACUGUGGAGGGAUUUCGCACCAAUGGGACUCCAGUGGAGGUGUAUGUGGUGUCUGUGGCGAUGCUUAUGGUGGAGUUGAAAAUAACAUGGCUGGUGGUAAAUUUGCUACUGGUGCUGUCACGGCAACUUAUACUCAAGGUCAGACUAUCGAUGUCACAAUCAAAAUCACUGCCAACCAUCUUGGAUUCUUUAACUUUAGUUUAUGUGUAAACAACGACUUCUCAAAGAAAAUAACAGAGGAAUGUCUGUCAGAACAUCCACUAACCAUCACAGAUCCAGACAAUGGGUUCACUGGAUUAGAAUGGGACCUCCCUGGUCAUGUGACUCUAAAAACUCUCCAACUACAUCUACCAGACGAUGUGCACUGUACACAAUGUGUUCUUAGAUGGUAUUGGAAAGGAGGAAAUAAUUGGGGUAGAGAUCCUGUUACUGGUAUAGGAUGUAAGGGAUGUGCAGUAAAACAGGAAUGUUUCGUCAACUGUGCUGACAUAGAAAUUGUUAGUAAUGGACAACCUGCAACGACCGCCCGACCAGCUGCCACAACCAAAGCCACUACCGCGAAUGAUGUUGGUGAUGGAGCUGGUGGAUGCCCAGGCACGAUGGCACCCACUCCAAUGAACGGCAAACAAUGUACAGCAAAAGAUACCAGUCAACAAGAUGUCGUUCUUUUCUGUCAGAACAUGUGCUCCAAAUCGACAUUUUGUCCAAAAUCACACUGUGCUUGCAUGUAGAAUUGACUUAUGACAGGAGACAACAUAACAAUAAUCAGUUUAUAGCAUAUCAAUUUCUGUUUUCCUUUAAUCACAUAUCUUAGAACUAUAUCUCCUAUAGGAAACCGAUUCACAGACUAAACAAAUACAAUACAAAAAAAUAUUUACCAAGUUAUGAUCUUCUUCUCCCUUUAUUAUGUUUUUGGCGAUCAGAAAUUCAAAGUUGUCCCAAGAUAUCUCUUUUGGUAUUUAUUUGUUUUAGAUUUUUAGUUGUGUUAAGUUUUUGCAUGAUUUCGCUUAGUUUUUGUUUCAGCAGAUUCCCUAAAUUUUGUUUUAAAACUAUUUGUACAUUAAAUACUUCGAUCAUGUCUCUGAUGUUAAAUGAACUAUCUACUGAAACAUCUGUUUUCUCAAAAUGAAAGACAAAUAAAUCUACUUUAAUAACUCGA
Messenger RNA from Mytilus californianus (California mussel), 1339 nucleotides. RefSeq lists its product as uncharacterized. The record is from RefSeq and is a predicted model, not a curated record. The coding region runs from base 63 to 911 and encodes 282 amino acids. NCBI's taxonomy places the organism in Eukaryota, Metazoa, Mollusca, Bivalvia, Mytilida, Mytilidae. The transcript has 3 exons.